Messenger RNA from Pseudozyma flocculosa PF-1, 789 nucleotides. RefSeq lists its product as uncharacterized. The transcript is spliced from 2 exons. The record is from RefSeq and is a predicted model, not a curated record. NCBI's taxonomy places the organism in Eukaryota, Fungi, Basidiomycota, Ustilaginomycetes, Ustilaginales, Ustilaginaceae. The coding region runs from base 1 to 789 and encodes 262 amino acids.
AUGCACAUCAUGAACCGCGUCAUUCCCCUCUUGAUCGCAUUCCUCUGCGCGGCGCUCUUCUCGUCUGCGCAGGCCGCCGACCCGCCGUCUGUCACCGCCGGACAGAGCGCAACCAAUGCCCAGCCGGCCGCCUCUGGGUCGGCCCAACAGCCUGCCGCCUCGGGCUCCGCAUCCGCAUCAGGCUCCAACGCCCCCGCGUCCGGCAGCGGCAGCACGUCGGCCUCUCCCUCUGUCACCAUCCCCUCGUCGGCCGCCGCGGGAGGCAUCACCAUCACCAACCCCGUCCAGACGGCCGACGCCUCCUACUACAAGAUCGCCAGCGGCGUCUCGGUCACCUUUGCGUGGAACUUUACCUCGGUCAUCCAGUACCCCUCGCGCCUCACCGUCCAGGCCUACUGCUCCGACAACGCUUACACGUACCAGAUCGGGCCGACGGAUCUGCCGGGCACGGCGACCAGCGUCGUCUGGAGCCCGUACGACUACAGCAUGAGCGCCGCCGCCAACCCUUCGCUCCCGCAGCUCGUCCAGGCCACCUACCGCCUCCAGAUCUUUGACGAGCGCGGCCUCGGCGUCGGCGCCUCGCCCGGUCUCAUGGCGCCCAACACCCGCGUCACUUUUGCCCUGUACAACCCGCAGGCCUACACGCCGCUAGCGAGCGGCUGGAUCUGUGCGGCAUGCAGCGGAGCACCAUCGCUCAAGACGAUCCACCCGGCCAUCCUCGGCCUGAUCGCGACCACCGCCGUGAUGGUCGCUUCCGGCUACGGCAUGGUGAUGCGCCAGCUGGCGUGA